AUGAAGCCCAGUGCUGUUGAUGGUAAGCCGAAAACCAAUGGAGAUGAGAAUCUACGUUUGCAGGAAGCUCACACCAAAGUCCCAGAGGCAUCGAUUAUGGACAAAUCAGAUUUUGAGUCAUUCACAAGGGAGAGAAACGACAUCAUAGUGCCGAACUUUGCUAAAGAGUUGAAGCAAUACAAAGAAAAGCUUCUGGUAGCUGAAAUGGAAGUUGAAAGUGUUGGUGAAAGCCUCAGAAAUGAAAGGUCUAGACGCUUUGAGCUAGAAAAGGAACUUGAGGAUUUGAAGCUACGAUGUACUUGCUCCAAGGAACAGACAGUGGAAGCCACCUUAAGAAAAGUUGACGGGCUAUUCCAGACAGAACGUGUCUCGGAAUCCAGGCCUUGUGAUUCUCCAAAGAUUGCUAGAUCUUUUUCAGAACAGAUAUGUUCUGUUUUGGAACCAAAGCCUUGUGAUUCUCCCAAGAUUACUGAGUCUAUUUCAAAACAGAUCUGUUCUGUCCCGGAACCCAUGCCUCGUGAUUCUUCAAAGAGUACUGAAUCUAUUUCAGAACAGAUUCAACAAGAUACUGAACAACUGGCUCCAAUGAAUGCAGCCAAUUGUUCUCAAAGCAGUAGCAUCCAUCAAGAAUCAGGCAUCAAUGAAGUACAUGACCAGGAAGCAACAGAAGACCAAAUGGCGAGUACUUCUGGGGACCUUCGAGACGAAAAGGCCGAAUGUCUUGAUCUUGAGCUGGACCUCGUUAAGGCUCAGCCAGCAGUUGUUCAGAGGAAACUUCGAACCUAUCAACUUCUGUUGCAGUAG
Molecule: messenger RNA, 804 nt
Organism: Linum trigynum
Lineage: Eukaryota; Viridiplantae; Streptophyta; Magnoliopsida; Malpighiales; Linaceae
Source: the annotation of a GenBank genome assembly